CGCUGGAGGGCCUUUCCCAGCGCCUCCGCCCAGCUCCUAAACGCCUCAACUCUGUCGCGACGCCCUGGGCCGACUCCGGUUUGGGAGUGGUCGGAUGCAGAAGAAUGAAAAGUGUUCUCUGAGCGGUUCCAUCCCCCGCCCCACCGCAUUGGAAGGCAAAGGCCGGGCAAGGAGUGAGCUCUACGCACGCGCAGCGCGGCCACGUGGAGCCGGCGCCGGGGCAGACAUUCUGAAGACAGGAGGAGCUAAUGCCCAGAGCUUCUAACUCUCCCCUGUGAAGGAUUUUUCAGUAUGGCUGCAGCCCCACAAGCUCCAGGGCGGGGCUCCGUGCGGAAGACGAGACCUCCACCAGUGAAGACGUCGCUGAACAACCCGUACAGCAUCUGCUGGGGCGCCCUGGACAGGGAGGACAUGCACUUCAUACUGCACACCCUGGAGGACAGAAUUCAGUCUCUUGGGCUUCAGAAGAUUGAGGAUAGGAAGAGAAAGAAAAAGCAGCCCCCUUUGAAAAAACAAAGCGGAGACAUGAGCAGCAUAGACGUGGACACUGGUGAGGAUCUGAAGAAAGAAAAGCCCAAAGGUGAUGCCCCAGUGUCAGGGUGGACCCCGGCUGAUGUCAGGAAGCAGCUUGCUAUUGGCAUCAACGAGGUCACCAGAGCGCUAGAGAGGAACGAGCUGCUCUUGGCCUUGGCGUGUAAGUCUGCCAAGCCAGCCAUCGUGACCUCACACUUGGUGCAGCUGAGUGUCAGCAGAGGUGUCCCCGCCUGCCAGGUGCCCCGGCUCAGCGAGAGGCUCGCACCUGUCCUGGGCUUAAAAUGCGUCCUGGCCUUGGGGUUCAAGAGGAACACCACUGCCUUUGGGGAGGAACUGAGGGCCAUCCUCCCCAGAGUCCCCCGUCUGAAUGUGGCAUGGCUCCGGGAUGCACUUGAAGACCCCAGGGAGAACCUGCAGACAGAAUCUUUGGAAAGCCAAGAUGAAGAGAUUCUGGACACUUCCUUUGAAGACCUCUCUAAACCCAAGAGAAAGCACGCUGAGGGUCAGCAGGCUGUAGUGUUACAACCCCUGAAAAUAAAGAAACUGAUUCCAAACCCCAAUAAGAUAAGAAAACCACCCAAAAGUAAAAGAACUGCUUCAAAGUAAUCUUGUAUAAACCUGUCACUUGAUACAGUUGUAAACGACACCUCAUUAAGCCGCCUUGACAUGAAUAAAAUGACUUUUACAUAUA
This is a messenger RNA of Dama dama (fallow deer), 1225 nucleotides long. RefSeq names its product ribonuclease P/MRP subunit p38 (gene RPP38). Bases 292 to 1140 code for a protein of 282 amino acids. NCBI's taxonomy places the organism in Eukaryota, Metazoa, Chordata, Mammalia, Artiodactyla, Cervidae. The transcript has 3 exons. Gene Ontology annotation, biological process: tRNA 5'-leader removal. The record is from RefSeq and is a predicted model, not a curated record. Gene Ontology annotation, molecular function: ribonuclease P activity; ribonuclease P RNA binding. Gene Ontology annotation, cellular component: ribonuclease MRP complex; fibrillar center; nucleolar ribonuclease P complex.